Messenger RNA from Hirundo rustica (Barn swallow), 8738 nucleotides. It is a transcript of the gene NCAM2, whose product is annotated as neural cell adhesion molecule 2. Gene Ontology annotation, cellular component: membrane. Bases 138 to 2648 code for a protein of 836 amino acids. Gene Ontology annotation, molecular function: protein binding. The record is from RefSeq and is a predicted model, not a curated record. NCBI's taxonomy places the organism in Eukaryota, Metazoa, Chordata, Aves, Passeriformes, Hirundinidae. The transcript has 18 exons. Gene Ontology annotation, biological process: cell adhesion.
CGAGCGGCGCUCCGCGGGUGCGGGGCUGCGCGGGCAGGAGCGCCGGCGGCCGAAGCAGCAGCAGCAGCGGCGGGAUUUGCCUAGGCUGGCCGAGCAUCCUCCAACUUGGAACUGUCCACCGGCGUGAGCUCCUGAACAUGAGCCUCCUGCCUCUCUACCUGCUCGGAUUGCUCCUCAGUAGCGGGCAAGCUUUACUUCAAGUAACAAUUUCACUUAGCAAAGUUGAGCUCAGUGUGGGUGAAUCCAAGUUCUUCACAUGCACAGCCAUUGGUGAGCCUGAGAACAUAGACUGGUACAACCCGCAAGGAGAGAAGAUCAUUUCAGGUCAGAGGGUGGUUGUUCAGAAGGAAGGUGUUCGGUCACGUCUCACCAUUUAUAACGCAAACAUAGAAGAUGCUGGUAUAUACCGGUGCCAAGCAACAGAUACUAAAGGACAAACUCAAGAAGCUACUGUAGUUUUGGAGAUUUAUCAAAAGCUCACUUUUCGGGACAUAGUUUCUCCACAAGAGUUCAGGCAGGGAGAAGAUGCAGAAGUUGUUUGCCGUGUUACGAGUUCACCUGCUCCUAUUGUCAGCUGGCUGUAUCGGAAUGAGGAAGUCACAACUAUUGCUGACAAUCGAUUUGCAGUAUUAGCAAAUAAUAAUCUUCAGAUUCUUAACAUCAAUAAAAGUGAUGAAGGAGUAUACAGAUGUGAAGGAAGAGUGGAAGCAAGAGGAGAAAUUGACUUUCGGGACAUAAUUGUUAUUGUGAAUGUUCCUCCUGCAAUCAUUCUGCUACAGAAAUCCUUCAAUGCCACGGCAAAUCGAGGAGAGGCAGUAACUUUGUUCUGCAGAGCCACUGGAUCACCACCACCUGAGAUCAGUUGGUACAGGAAUGGUAAACUUAUUGAAGAAAAUGAGAAAUAUGUCCUGAGAGGAAGCAAUACACAACUAACAAUAAGAGAUAUAAAAAAUAUCGAUGCAGGUCCUUACAUCUGUAAUGCUAAAAACAAAGCAGGAAAUGACAAAAAACAAACAUUCCUUCAAGUUUUUGUGCAGCCUCAAAUAAUACAACUUAAAAAUGAAACGACAUUUGAGAAUGGGAAAGCAACCCUCAUCUGUGAAGCAGAAGGAGAACCUGUCCCAGAGAUUACUUGGAAAAGGGCCAUUGAUGGAAUGACUUUCUCUGAAGGUGACAAGAGCCCAGAUGGCCGUAUAGAAGUCAAAGGGCAGCAUGGAAAAUCGUCACUGCAUAUUAAAGAUGUGAAGUUGUCAGAUUCAGGGAGAUAUGACUGUGAAGCGGCAAGUAGAAUUGGUGGGCACCAAAAGAGCAUGUACCUUGAUAUUGAAUAUGCUCCAACAUUUGUGUCAAAUCAAACCAUGUAUUACUCUUGGGAAGGCAAUCCCAUCAAUAUAAGCUGUGAAGUGCUAGCAAAUCCGUCUGCCUCAGUUCAGUGGAAAAGAGGAAAAUUAGUUUUACCUGUAAAAAAUACAACUCAUUUGAAGACCUACAGUACAGGAAGAAAGCUGAUUCUAGAGAUUGCUCCCACAUCUGACAGUGAUUUCGGACGGUAUAAUUGUACAGCCACAAACAGAAUAGGAACAAGAUAUCAGGAGUAUACACUUGGUCAAGCUGAUGUGCCAUCAAAUCCUCACGGAGUGCGAGUUUUAGAGCUGUCACAAACCACUGCCAAGGUUUCAUUCAAUAAGCCAGAUUCACAUGGAGGUGUGCCCAUUCACCACUACCAAGUGGAUGUGAAAGAGGUAGCCUCGGAAACCUGGAAAAUAGUUCGCUCCCAUGGAGUUCAAACUGUGGUUGUUCUGAGCAAUUUGGAACCAAACACAACAUAUGAAAUCAAAGUAGCUGCUGUAAAUGGAAAAGGGCAAGGAGAGUAUAGCAAAAUUGAGAUCUUUCAGACCUUACCUGUCCGGGAGCCAAGCCCCCCUUCAAUUCAUGGACAGCCAGAGAGUGGCAAGAGUUUUAAACUUAGCAUAACUAAACAAGAUGAUGGGGGUGCCCCCAUACUGGAGUAUAUUGUCAAAUACAGAAGUAAAGAUAAGGAAGACCAGUGGCUAGAGAAAAAAGUACAGGGUAGUAGAGACCACAUUAUCUUAGAGCAUCUUCAAUGGACCAUGGGUUACGAAGUACAAAUUACAGCUGCCAACAGACUGGGUUACUCUGAACCAACAUUGUAUGAAUUCAGCAUGCCACCAAAGCCCAACAUUAUUACAGACACUCUCUUUAAUGGUCUUGGACUUGGUGCUGUCAUUGGCCUGGGAGUGGCAGCCCUUUUGUUAAUCCUGGUAGUGACUGAUGUUAGCUGCUUCUUUGUACGACAAUGUGGAUUGCUCAUGUGCAUCACCAGGAGGAUCUGUGGGAAAAAGAGUGGCUCAAGUGGAAAAAGUAAAGAACUGGAAGAAGGAAAAGCUGCUUACUUGAAAGAUGGAUCAAAAGAGCCGAUAGUGGAAAUGAGAACAGAAGAUGAAAGAAUUACCAACCAUGAAGAUGGGAGUCCAGUAAAUGAGCCAAAUGAGACAACUCCCCUCACAGAACCAGAGAAGCUGCCACUAAAGGAUGAAAAUGGCAAAGAAGCUUUAAAUCCAGAAACCAUAGAAAUCAAAGUUGCUAAUGACAUCAUCCAGUCAAAAGAAGAUGAUAGCAAAGCAUAAUAAAAUAAACUACACCUGUCUGGAUAAUGCAUUUGGAUUGAAGUAAUCCCGUGACCAAAACUUUACAGUUGACCUUAAUUUCUUGGGAAACAAGCUUGGAAUAGUUAGUACAUGUGUACAUACGAUGAAACAGUUCCUGUCUACUGUUCUUUUCUAUAUUUUUUUGUUUGUUGUUAAUGGUUUUAGUAUGUAGUUUUGCUGACACCAAGUCCCAUAUAAAUUUGAAAAAUCUGAACUAUAGAACUAUAAGAAUAAGAACUAUAAUUUAUUAUAUGACAAAGUGUCUGUUUGGAAGAAAAAUUCUAAAGCACCCCUAACCACAAACAACGCAUCAAGCCAUCAAGCCUCUCCAGAUCUUACAGUGCAAGCUACAUACAUAAAGUGCCAUAUGAUAAUGUAUUUAUUUCCAUUUAUAAUAAAAUGUAAUUUUAGGCCUUUAAAAAAAACCAACUAAAUCAGUUUCAGUAUAACCUUAGCUCUGGCUGACACUCAGUAGCCAUUCCAGCUGUGAUUAUCACUUGAAUCAAACAAAAAAAGAUACACUCUUCAACACAGAGCCAGGUCCCACUGCAUUUUCUCCUAGGUUCUUAGAUUAAAAAAAAAAAAAAAAAAAAAAAAAACGCCGAAAGGCUCCAGGAUUUUCAAUGCUUCAGAUUUUCUGUAUGAAAGUUUUGGAGGUUACAUGUAAACUAAAAUGUCACCAAGGUGUAAAAAUAAAUCUGUUUUUUAAUCAUAAUCUUAACUUCAAAUGAAAACUCACAAUAUUUAUCCCAAUGUAUUUAUACAUACAGGGUAUUCAUUUUUGUCUUAGUUCAAACCAUUUAGCAGAGGGAAAAAAAUUGUGAUUUAGUGAAGUAAAUACAUUUUCUCCCCAAAUCAGUAUAUAAAAUAUUAAACUUGGCUUUUUUAAAGCAGGACUUUUUCCUUGUGAUUUCAUACUCUGUCUUAAGAAGUACAAUGUAACAACAGAUGGAAAGAGGACUUUAUCUAAGCAGUUAGGAACAAUUUUAAAUUAUUAACUAAUGCAAUGUUAUAUUCAACCAAAUACUUUUUUUUUUUUUUUUUUUUUUUUUGUCAUGUGAAGCUUUCUCUAAGAUAUUCUUUUUUAUUAUUCUGAACAAUAUUCCCCACCAGGAAAUUUGACAGAUUUUUUUGAUCCAAAAUUCAUUCAUGUGAAUGAAUCAUUGAUUUAGUGGUGCCACUAACUGGAGCAAGAUAGUUUGUUUCCAUUCCAGCGUAGUAUAUCCACACCUACCAAACUCUUCAAAGCCUUACUUUGAAAGAAGUAGAUAAACCAUAUAGAAAACUAGACUGGAAAAUUCUACUUGUCAGGAGUAAAUGGUAGAAUAAGUUGUGAAUUUUCCACAUCUAGGUCAUGCCUGAGUUUUAAGUGUACUUUUACUCAACAAAUUGUGUUUUCUCCAUGCUACAUCUGAAUUUUGAUCAUAUUUGAAAUCUUUGUACUAGGUGACUUUUGUGCAGUAAAGUAAAAUGUAAAAGGAUGUCCUAAAUUUGAGGAAAAUGUCAUAAUAACCUUGUUAACCCAAGUUUAAGUGCAUCUGAAAGAGCUGAAGGGUAUUUAUUUAAUUCUUAGGUCUUUCUUAUUUUUCCAAACCAAAUUGUUUUAUGGUUUUUUUACUACUUUUUCUCACCUUGGGAAAUACCUGAAAUGAACCAAGGGGUUGAGAACAGAGGUAUAUCUCUGGUGUGGCUAGGAUAGGAGGACAAGUUCCCACAAAAUCAAUACCAACAUGAAAAAAAUGGGUAAGAGGGGAUGGUGAUAUGGGAUGAAAGUCAUGGAAGAUAAUAAUUGAAAACUGCUGAGAAGAAGUUUCUCUAAAUGCUGAGGCAGUAAUUCUGUGUGAAGGGAAGAUGGCAUUCCUUUAUGAAUUCUCACUGUUGCUCCCAUAUACUGAGCAGGCAGUACUACCAAGUAGCUGCUUGCCUAUCAGAUUUCUGGCAUUAUUUAAUCAGAUUUCCUGAUUCUUUCUAAGUACAGCAGCAAGCAGCCCUGCUCCUAACCUAUAAUUAGGAGAACAGUUGUCUCAUUUAUUUAUAUGGAUUUAUAUUCUUUCAAGAAAGUAUGUAUUUGCAGCUGGGCUUUCUUCUUUUAUCAAAAUGCAAAGAAGGGACCUGGACAACUCCAGCAGUUGAGAAUAAUGUGGUUGGUGUGGCUUGAGCUUCCUCUCACACAAUAUUUUUCCUGGGAUGAGGAUGAAGAUGGUAGAUAGUUUCGUCUUCUACCCGCUGUUACAAAUUUGGAUGGUGCCAUUCGAUCUUUCCUAGGCAAAUGUUUUUUCCUAAAGCCAGCCUGAUCCUGAUCAUUUCCACAAGAAGGUGCCAUAUUUUAGUACUUCUUAGCUGAACUUACCAAAAAAAAAAAAAAAAAAAAAGGCCUAACAGUUCUAUAUUGAUGUUUGUUGGUUUUCAUUGGGGUUUUUUUUGUUUGUUUUCUUUUUUUUUUAAAUCUCCCUGAUAUGGCCUCUAAUUACAGUGUGACGGGAUGAGAAGUUUUAAGAGGUCUUGUCAGCACAUUUAUUACUAAUACACCUGUGCUACUCUUUACAAGCAAAAUAUAUUGUAGUAUUAUUUCAAUAUAGAAAGCAAAAAACAUGUCCUACUAUACUGGAUUAAAAAUCAAAAGCUGUUUCCAGGAGUAUUUAAUUUCUUCUUGCUCUUAUGUCUCUUGGCAGUUGGGCUUUGUGAGGGCUGAGAAUAAAACAGCUCUAAAUUUCUGAUGGACUGUUCAAGCACACCAUUUUGGUCAGUGGAUUAAUAGACUAUCUCUUGUGCUUUGACUCUGUUGCAGGAGAAAACCAAACUCUCACUAUGAAGAAUGCUGAAAACCACUGUUAUUUCAAAAUAGUUCCAAAUGUUUCCAAAUGAGGGACCGUGCAUAGUAACUUGUAAGAUAGAAGUAGAACUGGAAUAACAACAUUUGUUUAUUUUCUUUUCCUAUUCUAGAUUAAAAACAAAACAAAAAUGAAAACAGGUAUCUGUAUAAAUGUCACUUUUACUGUCUAAAAGUAUUUUAAGUGUUAGUAGGAAAUGUCAGAAGAGUUGACAAAAUAUAACUAUUUGUAAAAGUAAUCUGGAUUGUUACACUAACGUACUCCAGGGACCAAGGUGGGAAGGAGCUAUUGAAAUUAGUACUGAACAAAAUUUGGCAGUGACAAUCUCUUUUUAACAACGACAACAAAAAAAAAAAAAAAAAAAAAGAAAAAAAAAGAAAAAAAAAAGUACAAUUAACUAAAAUUACUUAAAUCUUCUUGUUAUUUUUCUUAAUUUUUUUAGUAGAACUGAGUUCUGAUUUACCACAAUAAUAACAAAGUUUUAAUUAAUAUUUUACAAUUUAGUAAUCAAAUGAACCCUGGAGAGGUUUUUCCUGGUUUUGUUUGUUUAUUUGCCUUUUUUGACUUCUAUGAUUGUUUUGUGGUUGCAGUAAUAUUUACUAUUCUGGUGAUGCUAAUGUCUAAUGUGACAAAGAUUAAUUUAUUCAGGCCUCAGUCUUGCAAGAAAUUUUGUGUGGUUGAACCCACCUCUUACAUGGCGCUGCACUGAUAUUAGUGGGGUGGAUGUGAGCAGGAAGAUGGACGUACUUUCAUAAGACAGCUUGCAGGAUUUGGCCUACUUUCUCUUUUCAUAGAUGUCUGCAAGGUAGUUACACCAUGGCCAUCAUCUACAAAGGCUGUUUGACAUCAGUCCCUGGUGCAGUAAAUUCCAACUGCUGUCUUUAGCCUUUGCAUUGAUGUUCAUCCAAAAACAAGUGGCUUUCUUUUUAUGAUGAUAAUUAAUUUGAUUAUUUAUUUAACUGCCAAUCAUCAAACUGUAGUGUAAUCAUCAUGCCAUUUUUUCUGUUUCCUAGACCAGAUAAUGGAAAUGUAAUUGUGCCUUUUGAUAGCAUGCCACUCUGCUUUAUUAAAGAAAAAUCUUCAAUAAUUUGUCUACAAAGCCUGUUUAAAAUAAUUGAAAGCUUUACUGUCACAUACUUUUCUGCUCAAAUAUUCUCAAAUAUUCAUCUGAAUUAAACUGAAGGUAUUAUUUUCAAGUCACAUAAAUAUUUGAAACACAAAAUUUGCAAAAAUAUAUUGAGAUCAUGAUUCCAAUGAGGGUCAUGAUGGGUGUCUUACUGCUGAAAACUUUCAAAUAGAUGAAGAGCAUGGUGGAUGUAUAGGGGUGUUUUGACCAAUUUCUCAAGUUGAAGAGUCAGAUAGAAAGUCUUCUUAGUUCUAUUUAAGUGGUUAGAAGUAAAAAAUUAAAUUAUUUCAUCAAAUCUGAAAGAUGAUAUGGAGCAUCUUCCCAUCAUUUUACCUCUGGAGUAAAACCGGAGAGAAUAUUCAUUUCACAAUCAUUUGCAGCCUGACUACCACUGUGUAAGCUGUUGUAGGAAGUAACAUCUUUGUAGAAUAGUUGUGUCUGUUGGAUGAUAUUCACUCCUGGUUAAAGGACCUUCAAAAAGACCAUUUACUGAGAAAGCUCAAGACCUCUUUUAUCUAUGGAAAGGUGUAAAAGCACUGCACAAAGAGUCACAGUAGAAUCCAGGCCUCAGUCCGUGUCUCCAGGCUUUAAGACACAAACUGAUUCCAGAAGGACUUGGAUUUCAUUCAUCCAUCUCAGCAAGGCUCUUCAUGUCCUCAGCUGACCGAGUUGCUUGUGUGAGUCAGAUUUCCAGGUGUAAGUGGAACUCAAAUGUCCUCCUGGAGUCUUACUGGCAUUUUGCACAGAGGACGUUUUUCCAUCAGGAGUUUUCACUGAUCAGGAAAUGGUGAUAGAAUAUCUGAUGACAGUUUUAUCCCAUACAUUACUAUAUGUCUAGAAAUAAAACAUCUCUUUAAGUAACUCAUUGUGAUUGCGAUACCUCUUUAGGUGAAGGUGAAAACAUUCUAAGUACAUAAUGCUCCUUCUUAAAUCUCUUUGUUUAGCUUCAGAUAAUCUUUCUGAUAGAUGAAAACUACCAUGGUUAAAUAAAUCUUUUUAAAAAAACUUCACCCCCUUUUCAGAUUUUUUUAUAUGAGUUCCUAAAGUACCCUGUCCACUUGACAGCAGUUCUGUAAGUUUUAAGUGAUCUUCAGUACUUCCACUGCACAUAUAAAUGUGCUCUUAUAUCAAUUUACUUGGACCUGAGCCAAAAUAAGUCUUAAAAAUUUGGCUUUGGAUCAGGUUCUGAGAAUUAUAAGUUUACCAGUCUAUCUUUUCUCUUAAGAGGCAUUGAGAGCCUCAUAAUGUUUGACUUUCAAACUUGAAUAUUGGCCAUUUUUAGCCCAGAGAAAUGAAAUAAAUAUUUAUUGCCAAAUUUGUAUUGGCAGCUCUUAAAUCACAGGUGAGAUCAGGAGCGGGCAAGGUGACCAGAUGCAGUGCCGACAGAGCUCAGGAAAGCGACUGCCAGAGAGAACAGGUGCCAAAGAGUGAACCAGGAGAGGGCUGGAAACAUCUCUCCUUAGCACGGACAAGGAAAAUGGGGAGCAACUUGAACAAGGGAGGCUGCUGAAGGGCACUGCCAAAAGGCAGGGUUAUGAGAGCUCUGACAAACAGAGAGGGGACAUUAGCCCUGCCACAUCCUUUAACUCUCCCAUGUAAUUCGGCUACGGUUUUUCAGAUGUAAAAUGCAGAGUUGGAGGAAGGAAAGACAAACCCUCAGAGUCUCUACCGAUCAGUGACAAGUAUAUAAAGAAGUCAGAUUCCCCCAGAAGAUAAUUUUAUUUUUCAUGGUGGAGAGUUCUCACUGAGAAUUUUGAACUGCUUAGACAAACUUUUAAAAGGAGAAAAAAAAGCUUUCCUGCUACAAUGAGCAUUCGGUACAUAUUUGUAUGCUGUGUACAGUAUGAGCUAAUGCAUACCAUAUAUUGUUUUUGUUAUUCCACACGUUGUCAACAGCCCACUUGCGAUAUCUGCCACCUGAAUUAUCUAUUGAUAAGUUAGCUACCACUGAAGCUAGUUUGUUUAUUGUUUCAGAAUCUUAUGUCCCUAUGAAAUGCUGUGUGUAUAUAUAUAUAUAUCUAUACUGUAAAAAGAAGUAAUACUGCAGAUGCUGGUUUUGUAUUUAUGAAAGACAUUGAAAGUAUGGCUUAAAGUAUAUCAAUUAUUUGUCAC